Armigeres subalbatus is the source of this 1708-nucleotide messenger RNA. RefSeq names its product tubulin alpha-1A chain-like. Gene Ontology annotation, biological process: microtubule cytoskeleton organization; mitotic cell cycle. Gene Ontology annotation, cellular component: microtubule; cytoplasm. The transcript has 5 exons. The record is from RefSeq and is a predicted model, not a curated record. Bases 151 to 1500 code for a protein of 449 amino acids. Gene Ontology annotation, molecular function: structural constituent of cytoskeleton; GTP binding. Lineage: Eukaryota; Metazoa; Arthropoda; Insecta; Diptera; Culicidae.
CUUCACUUUUGUUGCCUUGCAGACAAAUCAGUGGACUAGCUAGUGUUUCACACGCUACGAUAGUGGCUUGUCAUCAACUAUCCGCUUUUGUGUAAUAGUAAAAAAAAAGUUUUCGAUCACAUUUAAGUAAUUUUAUUCUAUUUGGUAACAAUGAGAGAGUGCAUUUCGGUUCACAUCGGCCAAGCUGGAGUCCAGAUCGGAAAUGCGUGUUGGGAGUUAUACUGCCUUGAGCAUGGGAUUCAGCCGGACGGACAGAUGCCCUCUGAUAAAACCAUUGGAGGUGGUGAUGAUUCCUUCAAUACCUUUUUCAGCGAAACUGGAUCUGGAAAGCAUGUGCCACGUGCAGUUUUCGUUGAUUUGGAACCCACUGUAGUAGAUGAGGUACGCACAGGAACAUAUCGGCAGCUCUUCCAUCCUGAACAACUAAUCACUGGCAAGGAAGAUGCUGCGAAUAAUUAUGCCCGAGGACACUACACCAUUGGAAAGGAGAUCGUUGAUUUGGUUCUGGAUCGCAUUCGAAAACUUGCUGACCAAUGUACUGGACUACAGGGCUUUCUUGUGUUCCACUCAUUCGGUGGAGGCACCGGAAGUGGAUUUACUUCACUGCUAAUGGAAAGAUUGUCGGUUGACUAUGGAAAAAAAUCAAAGCUUGAAUUUUCAAUCUACCCAGCACCACAGGUAUCGACUGCCGUGGUUGAGCCGUACAAUUCUAUCCUAACCACCCAUACCACCUUGGAGCAUUCUGACUGUGCGUUCAUGGUCGAUAACGAGGCCAUCUACGACAUUUGCCGCAGAAAUUUGGACAUCGAGCGACCUAGUUAUACUAAUCUUAACCGUUUGAUCGGUCAGAUAGUUUCCUCAAUUACUGCUUCUCUUCGCUUCGAUGGAGCGCUGAACGUCGACUUGACCGAAUUCCAGACCAAUCUCGUUCCAUAUCCCCGAAUCCAUUUUCCGCUUGCCACGUACGCUCCAGUCAUUUCCGCCGAAAAGGCUUACCACGAGCAACUUACUGUUGCCGAAAUUACCAAUGCCUGUUUCGAACCGGCAAACCAAAUGGUAAAAUGCGACCCGCGCCACGGAAAAUAUAUGGCAUGUUGCAUGCUGUACCGUGGCGAUGUUGUCCCAAAGGAUGUUAAUGCUGCAAUUGCAACUAUCAAAACGAAACGUUCGAUUCAAUUCGUUGACUGGUGCCCGACUGGAUUCAAGGUUGGCAUUAACUAUCAACCCCCAACCGUUGUUCCCGGGGGCGAUUUGGCCAAGGUGCAGAGAGCGGUCUGUAUGUUGUCCAACACCACUGCCAUUGCUGAGGCUUGGGCUCGACUGGAUCACAAGUUUGAUUUAAUGUAUGCGAAGAGAGCCUUUGUCCAUUGGUAUGUUGGAGAAGGAAUGGAAGAAGGAGAGUUUUCUGAAGCACGCGAGGACUUGGCUGCCCUAGAAAAGGAUUAUGAAGAAGUUGGAGUGGAUUCAACAGAAGAGGUUGGAGAAGGUGACGAAUAUUAAUCAAUCGGAUGACCUUGAUUCACGUCUACAUUCAUAUGUCAAAUAUACAGGCAUAAGGUAGUUGUGAUUCGUUAAAAAAAUGACCCUGAACAAGCCAUAAUAAGACAAACUGCCUACUCUAUCAUUUUUAUGAAUCUAAGGAUAAUCAUCAAGUUUUGCGAAAAUAUACUAAUUAUUUAACAUGGCACAACUUUGCAAGAAAAAGGAA